Messenger RNA from Linum trigynum, 954 nucleotides. Lineage: Eukaryota; Viridiplantae; Streptophyta; Magnoliopsida; Malpighiales; Linaceae. The record is from the annotation of a GenBank genome assembly.
UACCCAAAUUACGAUCAGGAAGUCUCAAAGAAAUUUCUUCUAAAAGAUAGUAAAAACUCAGAGGAGAAAAAAAAAAUGUGAGUGAAAGAAAACAAACCAAAUAAAUAAAGUUUAGCCACUUUGCAUUUCGACACCAAUGUAACACCCAAGUAAUUUAAUUUUUAUAUACAAAAUAAAUAAAUGCGACCCCUCCAACAAACUUCAAGUACUCAUAGCAUUUCAAGUGCCUCCUUAUAACUCCUCCGUCUCUCCCUUCUUUCGCAACCGUGGGAUCAGGAGAACAAAAGGUGUGUAAGAAAUGGUUUUUCCUCGUUGCUAAUGGUUUGAUCUGUUCUUAAUUAAUUAAGAUUCCCGCAUUUUUUCUUUGGUGACGAACAGAUUUUUCAAGUGUACGACGAGAAGGCGAAUUACAGUGAUGGGUAAUGGCGACGGGUCGGGAGGACAGCCGGAGUAUUACGAUUACAAAGGCGAGAGGAUCCAAACCCCGCCGGGACAGCCAGAGUAUUACACCUAUAACUAUGGCGACAGCGAGAUGAUCCACUCCCGGCCAAAGCGGUCGCCGGAGAGGCCUAAGGUUCAGGCAGCAGAUAUGAAUAAAACGAAGGAGAAGGCCACCGAUGGUACCAGAGGAAGAAGAUGAUUAAAGAUUUAGAGUUCCCAGCAGCAGCAGCUCGUUAUUAUGGAAGAUCGAAAAACGUUUCAUUCAACUUCAUGUGAAAAGGUCAAAAGAGAUCGUGGAGACUGGAAACUACUGUUAGGUGAAACCAAGUGAACGAAUCAAGCACAGCCAAGUGGCAUUUUAAAUUACCUUUUUUUUUGUGUGUGUAGUUUUUCCAGGUUUUUACUGUUUUGUAUCUUGAAGACUUUGAACACUACUCUCCUACUGAAUAUAUAAACACUGCUAGGUAUUCUACGGGUUACCGCAUACUUUGAGUAUAAAAACGCUAUCUAGAC